Messenger RNA from Clonostachys byssicola, 1275 nucleotides. The record is from the annotation of a GenBank genome assembly. NCBI's taxonomy places the organism in Eukaryota, Fungi, Ascomycota, Sordariomycetes, Hypocreales, Bionectriaceae.
AUGAGCUCCGGAUACCCAUCGUCCGAUCUUUCUCAGCAUAUGGCUUAUCCUUCUCAUCCCACACCGCCUCCACCAUCUUCCAUGGCAUCGAUGCGCCACCAUCCAUAUCAACCGUAUCAAGGCCAACAUAUUGCACCACCACCAAGGCAACCGCCCCCCUCCAUGCCACAUUCUGUUAGCCAUCUUUCUACACGACCUACACAACCGCCGCAUCAUCAAAACCAUUCUCAGCAGCAUUCGUCCCAACUGCCUUCCACUACCCCUCCUCGGCAAGAUGAACCAUCCGUCGAAGACCAGCGGCAAAGCCAAGAGAGUAAUCUUGCGCCUGUUUCUCGCCUAGAAGAUGGCACUGGCCGUCGUUUCCACCUUGAUGUCGUGCAACAGCCUCAGCGUGCCCGCAUGUGUGGCUAUGGUGAUAAGGAUCGACGACCUAUCACACCACCACCGUGUGUCAGGCUUAUUAUAACUAAUGAACAGGGAAAAGAAAUAAGUUGCAAAGACAUUGAUUAUUCCAUGUAUGUGCUCAAUGUCGACCUUUGGAACGACCUUGCAUCCCAGGAGGUGAAUCUGUGCCGGCAACCUUCAUCGACGGAUUCUGUUGCAGUGUCCUAUACACCCCAAGUUGUGGUAAACGGUCGCGAAGUUGCCUAUGCACCGCAUGCGUCAGUUGCCUAUGCCCAGGAAUUUCAUCAAUCGCAACCUAUUUAUAAUCAAGUUACCCAAUUUCCCCCGAUCACUGACGAGCCGAACUCGUCUUACCCACCCAGUGGCAGAUAUCUACCUGCUCAAGAGUUUUUCCCUCGGCAUAACUAUCCAGGCGACCCCAGCGCUCCGCCCCUGACAGCCGAAUACUUGGAUGGCAAUGGCGCUUCCGUGUCUUACAUUAAUGAUCAAUGCAAAGGGGCUCUUAAUCGGAACUUGAUCGGCAGUGUAGCCGCCAGUGCCUUUUGCCUUACUGAUACACAUGAUCGGGAAGGCAUCUGGUUUGUUCUUCAAGAUCUUAGCGUACGGCUAGAAGGAACUUAUCGACUCAAGUUCUCCUUCAUCAACGUCGGAAAACCUAGCUCCACACCUGGACAACAAUCGACAGUGAUCAAGGGCAAGGCUCCUAUUUUAGCAUCUUGUUUCAGUGCAGCGUUUACCGUGUAUUCGGCCAAGAAAUUCCCUGGCGUAUGCGAGAGCACAUCGCUAAGUAAAACCUUCGCUACCCAGGGAAUCAAAAUCCCAAUUCGUAAAGAUGGAAACAAGGGUGGUGACGACGACGACGUUGACUAA